Messenger RNA from Strongylocentrotus purpuratus (purple sea urchin), 1215 nucleotides. RefSeq names its product nuclear receptor subfamily 0 group B member 1-like. Gene Ontology annotation, cellular component: cytoplasm; nucleus. Gene Ontology annotation, biological process: negative regulation of transcription by RNA polymerase II. NCBI's taxonomy places the organism in Eukaryota, Metazoa, Echinodermata, Echinoidea, Camarodonta, Strongylocentrotidae. The transcript is spliced from 2 exons. Gene Ontology annotation, molecular function: transcription factor binding; transcription corepressor activity. The record is from RefSeq and is a predicted model, not a curated record. The coding region runs from base 301 to 1059 and encodes 252 amino acids.
CUACAAACACAUGUCUGCCAUAUACGUGCACUACUGUACAGCGAUAUACCGUACGCGAACCCCCAUUCAUUCAACGUACAAGUACAAGACCAAACGAUCGGUGCGAUAUGAUGUGAGAUUUCUAUUUUCAUGUAAUAACCGCUCACUGUGAAACCACCGCGCAGUGCAAAUGUGAUUUUAAGGAAUAUUCCCGUAUAUCUGGACCAAGAGAUAAGAUCUUCCUCCCGUGAGGAGAGACGAAACAAGCUGUAGACGAGAAGGAAGGAAGGAGAGAACGAACAAUCCCACCGAAAUUGUUUUAUGAUGAGUGCCAAAACCAAUCCCUCCAAUACGUCGACGUCACAGUGUGACUGUCCAGAAAAGAAGAACCACCACAGCAUUCUAUAUACGUUAUUAUCAUCAGGGACAUCGUCGACCGCGGCGCCGUCAGCAUCGCCGAAGACGGAAGCGACGGAGGACGCGCAGUGCCAACCGAUUAAGCCGGAAGAAGAGGAGGCGGGGAACAACCAACAGGAGGCAAUAUAUCCGUGGGAUUGCCCAAUGAGGGCGCUACACACUCUACCCACGAUCAUCAGACUUAAACAUGCGGAGGAGGCGUGUCCGUACGCAGCCCAGCUCCUCAUCAAAACGGUCGAUUUCAUCAGGAAUCUACCCGCGGUGCUGUGUCUGUCACGGAGCGAUCGCGUACGACUCCUCCAGCACUGCUGGUCAGAACUCCUCAUCCUAACCAUGGCGCAAUGUCAAUUCCACAUACAAGUUGAAAAAGUCUCCUUUCACAAAGACUCGCAAGACAACAACAACGUGAACACCGGUGUAAAUAGUAAACCCGCGUCGUCGGCAAUGUCCAUCGCCAAAUCCUGCUCGGAAAAGGAUUGCCGCGAGGGCGCCCUACUGAAAUAUAUUAUUGCGACGCAAGGAAUUCCCACCACGUCGGACAUAGAUACUUUAAAUGCGUUUUUCCAGAAGUGUCAAACACUCCAGAUCGACGAUAAGGAAUUUGCAUAUUUGAAAUCAACCAUCUUCUUCAAUCCAGGUAAGAAAAAGAAUGCAUUUAAAUAGUUUAUUAAUACAAGAAAAUGGGUAAAUUGUCUACAUGUAUGUUCAUUUUUAUUUGUAGGGAUGCAUGAAUGAUAUGUUGAAAGUUGAAAGGUUAUAAAAACUCAAUACAAAACCAAAUGUGUUUUGGCUGCGCAACAAGUAAUAAUUAAAAUGUUC